Messenger RNA from Dreissena polymorpha, 5366 nucleotides. RefSeq lists its product as uncharacterized. The transcript is spliced from 4 exons. The coding region runs from base 59 to 4471 and encodes 1470 amino acids. The record is from RefSeq and is a predicted model, not a curated record. NCBI's taxonomy places the organism in Eukaryota, Metazoa, Mollusca, Bivalvia, Myida, Dreissenidae.
GCUUUCCAGCUCGAUAAUGUUGGAUUAAAAUUCUAAAGUGUUUGCUUCAGAAUUAAAAAUGGCGAGCCUAGGAGAAGUUUUCUCCGAGCAGGAAAUGACAAACUGGCUCAAAGUAUGGCUGGCAAUCAAUAUAACAAAGACAGGGUUGCACGAUUUCGUUGACAGGGAAGUGCACAACUUUCAGACAAGUAUCAUACAAUCGGUGGCGUCUAAUUUAAGGCAUCCAGCGAAUACAACAUGCACAUGUUGUUUGACUGCGAAUCUUUUGAAAUGCCCAACGAACAAAGUGUGCAAUAAGAGUAAACACAACCCGGUUUGCAAGAUGCAUGACACAGUAAGCAAACAACCACGACCAUGUCCAAACGGGAUAUGCGAUGCAUUUCGUGAGGAAAUCAUCAAGGCACAUAGAUACAGUGGUCCGUCGUGGAAUAAUACAUAUGCGGAAAAAUGGGCGAGUAAUCAUUGGGAAGUAGCAAAAUGUUAUAUGCCUCCAGAUGGGUAUAUUGCAGUGAAUUCCUUCGAAGAAACCGAUUUUAACGGCGUCAUUAGUAUUAUUUUGAAUUGUAAUAUAUUUGAUCGCAUGUUGUCCUUCAGCAUAGCACCUCAACAUCCAAGUCCUUCCUGUCUGUUAACAAAGGCGCGUGACAUAGGUAAAGCUGCCCGGCAUUCUUCUGAUUGUAAAGUGACGAGCCAUGACCUUCAAGACUAUUUGUUAACAUUGAUCACUUUCCUCAUUGACUCAAAAGUCCUUGUAAAUGACCGAAUUGCACAAGAUGCAGCAAGAAAAUUAAUACAGUUACAAACAGAGAGUUUAAACAUUUCGGUGGCGGACGUGGGUCAAUUGCUGAACGACGCACGUGAGACAUUACAUAAGGCCAAACAAGUGUCUGGGGAGUCAAAGACUGAACUUGAAAAUUAUGUACAACAAUGUCUAACGAAACUAGAUAACAAAGUUCUCAAACUGAAAGAAGAAUCAGAAAAGGUCUUUAAGGAACAAAAGCAAACAUACGCAGACGACUGUAAAAGAAAAUUAAGCAAACUCAUUAAGAAUUCAGUUCAGAAAACCCACCAAUCGAUGAACGAAAACGACGUCGAACGUGACAUCGAAGAAUUUCGCCGACGGUUGGUACAGUAUUACAUAAAAAAUAUGGCGCACAUAUCUGUAUCACCACUGCUGCCGAGUCAUGUAAAGUCGUUGAUGGAAAUAUAUGCUUCACCCAAAAUUGUCCGAAUUCAGGAGGAACAGGAUGGAACGAGAAAGAAAACGGAGCAGCUGUAUACGUAUAAAGAAUUUUUUCACUCGGUCGAGGCGACUGGGAAGUACAUAUUUUUACAAGGUGAGCCUGGGAUAGGAAAAUCAUCAUUCGCUACCAAACUUGUGUUUGAUUGGUGCAAGUAUACUUGCAAUACGGCACCACAGAAUACUGAAGAGAAUUGUACGUUUAACGAUACAGAAUCACUGCGUGAGUUUAAGUUUGUCUUUCACAUUGCAUUACGAGAGUCGAGAAAGGAACGCAAAGUGGUGAAGAUGAUUAAAAAACAAAUCAUUGAAUCGUUAUACGAUGAUGACGACGACGUUAGGAAUGUUUACAAGCUUUUGCUAACAAUAAUGGCUAAAGAACCGUGCCUUGUGGUUGAAGAUGGUCUGGACGAAUGGUCUGAUCCCGACGGGAAACGUCCGUUUCCUGUUUUAGCGGCCCCGUGUAUGGUGGUUAUCACUACACGACCAUGGAAAAUGUCUGACGAACUAUUAAAAACAUCCCAUGUAGAUUGUCUGCUGGAAAUAGAAGGGAUUAUUGACCCAUUUCUGCUAAGUAAAUCUGUACUGAAAUGCAUCAUUGAUGAAAAGCUAGAUAUAGAUAUAGAAUUUCAAAAAUUUAAGGUCUAUAUUUAUGAAAAGAAACUAACCGAUUUCUUAGCAACACCCUUGCUUCUUACACUAAUUGUUUGUCUUUGGGUGGACAAAAUAUUUCUUACGGGAUCAGUAUGUGAAAUAUACAGCCUCCUACUGGACUGUCUUUUUAAAAAGACCAACACAGACAUCGCAUAUUUUCCAAACUCUCCAUUUACGUGUUUCAAUAACACAAAAUACCUUAAACUUAAUAUCGGGUAUAUCGAAUCUUUAUCAAAAGCAGCCUUUCAUUUAUUGUUUACGGUCGGAAAGGAACAUCAAUUAGUAUUUAAUGACAAAGAGCUGUCAAAGUAUUUGACAGAGUUAGAAAAAGGGUGUGCACUUAGGACCGGUAUUUUGACAAAUAGAAAGCUGUCAACUCUUUCUUAUAGACCGUCCACAUGUUCUUUCAUCAACAAAAGUGUUCAGGAAUUUCUUGCUGCGUUCCAUAUCGCCAGUAAUGUAGAACUCAUUGACAGUUACCUACUAAAACAAUUCAGUGAGAUCCCAUUAGAAUGGCUGGGCAUUGGUCAAGUUUUUAAAUUUGUAUGUGGACUCAGCAUUACCGCUGCAAAUAGACUUUCUCAUGCAUUACACAUUUAUGCUAGCACGAAAGAUUGUUCCUUGGUAAAAUAUAAUCGACGCAGUCUUCAAGAUCUUGUGAUAACAGGUUAUAAAGAGGCAAAGGCCAACAAUUUUCCUGAUGAAGAUAUACAUCUUCGAUUGGAUAAUUUUUAUUUUGAUGCCGAACCUUACACAGAAACCUUAAAAUGUAUUAUUUUGAUUAAUAUGACAAACGUCCAAUCUGUGGUAUUUGAAUCAAUGUCCUUUUCGGAAUUAUUUCAAACCAUUUUGACAUCAUGUUCUAGUUGUAAGACACUUUCUCCAAACACAUUAAGUGAUCGUCAUUUAAAGCAAGAAAUAACAUUAGGUUGCACAUGCAAGGGAGUUCACUUUUCUGCGUUCCACAGUCUUACUCACAUUGUUAUAGAUACACCUGUGACAUUGUUACCAAAUGCAUUAGUUGGACUUCCUAACCUUGAGAAAAUUAGGAUAGGUUGCAAAUGUGAUGGACUAGACUUAUCCGCGUGUAAGAGGCUUAGAAAUAUUAAAGGUACCUAUUUGGCAGUUGAAAGUGGUGAAUAUUUAGAAUUGGAACCUAAUGAAUAUUUGACAGUAUUACCAGAUGCAGUAAACAGCUUACAUGAGCUGGAGAAACUAACAUUAUAUUGCCGUUGUAAUAGUCUGGACUUGUCCGCGUGUAACAAUCUUAGGAAAAUUGUACUCUGUACACGUGUGAAAUUAUUACCAAAUGCAAUACGAGGUCUUCCUAGACUGGAGACAAUAAGGUUACAAUGCAUUUGUGAUGGAAUAGACUUGUCCGGCUGUAACAGUUUGAGGACUAUUGAACUUGGCCAAUAUUUGACAUUAUUACCAGAUGGUGUAAGUUGCUUACAUAAGCUGGAGGAAAUUACAUUACAUUGCCGUUGUAAUGGGCUGGACUUGUCCUCGUGUAACAAUCUUAGGAAUGUUGUACUCGGUGAACGUGUGAAAUUAUUACCAAAUGCAAUACGUGGUCUUCCUAGACUGGAGACAAUUAGAUUACGAUGCAUUUGUGAUGGACUAGACUUGUCCGCCUGUAACAGUUUGAGGAAUAUUGAACUCGGUGAAAACGUGACACUUUUGCCAAGUGCAUUACGUGAUCUUCAUAGACUGGAUACAAUUAAGUUACGAUGCAUUUGUGAUGGACUAGACUUGUCCGCGUGUAACAUUAUUAAGAAUAUUGAACUCGGUAAACACGUGACAUUAUUACCAAAUGCAAUACGUGGUCUGUCUUACCUGGAAAGCAUUAAUUUAGAAUGCACAUGUAAUGGACUGGGCAUGUCUGCGUGUAACAGUCUUAGGAAGAUUGAACUCGGUAAACAUGUGACAUUGUUACCCCAUCAAUUAUGUAGUCUUCCUAAAUUAGCAGAAAUAAACUUAAAAUGCACAUAUGAUGGGCUUGACUUGUCCGCAUGUAACAGUCUUAAGAAUAUUGUACUCAGUGAAAAUGUGACAUUGUUACCAAAGGCAUUAUGCGGUCUUCCUAAUCUUGAGAAUAUUGAUUUACAUUGCAAAUGUGAUGGACUGGACUUGUCCGCAUGUAACAGUCUUAAGACAAUUGUACUCGGUCACAAUGUGACAUUGUUACCAAAGGCAUUAUGCGGUCUUCCUAAUCUUGAGAAAAUUGAUUUAAAUUGCAAAUGUGAUGGACUGGACUUGUCCGCGUGUAACAGUCUAAAAUAUAUUUCCCUCAGUGAACAUGUGAUAUUAUUACCGAAUGCAUUACGUGGUCUUCAUCUCCUUGAACAAAUUACAGUACAAUGCAUAUGUGAUGGAUGGUACCCCUCCAAGUGUGUAUGUCUUGGAAAUAUAGUAGACGGUGAAAAUGUGAUAUUAUUACAAGAAGACUUAUAUGUUUUACAAGAGCGGGGGCAAAUGAUCAAAAUAGGAAGCAUGCCUAUGGGUCUGGGUUUGCACACCAAAUGGUUUAAUUUUUCCAAAAACUGGGUGGAUUAUGAUCCAGUUGAGAUGGAUUGAACUUGUCCGCUUGUAGCAGUCUUAGGAAUUUCGAACUCGUUAAACAUGUGGCAUUUUUACCAAAUGCAUUUUGUGGUUUACCGGAGCUAAAGAAAUUAUAAUCAAAAUUGAUGGUCUGGACUUGUUAGCUUAUUUCAUUCGUAGGAGCUCGGUACUUGUUAUAAAAGGUUUGGGGAUGCAAAUGUGAUGGCUGCAUGUAAUAGUCAUAAGAACAUUUAACACAGUGAACAUGUGACAUUGUUUCCAAGUUCAGUAAGUGUUAAUCGUAUGCUGAAACAAUUUUAAAAAUGUGAUGGACUUGACUUAUAUGUUUGUCUGCGGUAAACAGUCAUACGAAUAUUGAACUAGGUGAGCAUGUUACAUUUAAACGAAAUGCAAUUCAUCCUUAAAUGCAAAUGUAACAAGGGCUGUUUGUAAAACAUGCAUGCCCCCAUAUGGGCUCUAAGUUGUAGUGACAGCCAUUUUGUAAAUAUGUUUUUUGUCACUGUGACCUUGACCUUUGACCUAGUGACUUGAAAAUCAAUAGGGGUCAUCUGUGAGUCAUGAUUAAUGUACCUAUGAAGUUUCAUGAUCCUAGCCAUAAGCUUUCCUGAGUUAUCAUCAGGAAACCAUUUUACUAUUUCGGGUCACCGUGACCUUGACCUUUGACCUAGUGACCUGAAAAUCAAUAGGGGUCAUCUGCUAGUCAUGAUCAAUCUACCUAUCAAGUUUCAUGAUCCUAGGCAUAAGGGUUGGGGGGUAUAAUGUUGGGUGUGGUAAUUUAUGUUGUUUAAAAAAAAUAUAAUGUGGGGUGUGGUAAUUUAUAAGAGGUUUAAAAAAACUAGUGACCUGAAAAUCAAUAGGGGUCAUCUGCGGGUCACGAUUAAUGUACCUAUGGAGUGUCAUGUUCCUAGGC